Molecule: messenger RNA, 7080 nt
Organism: Austrofundulus limnaeus
Lineage: Eukaryota; Metazoa; Chordata; Actinopteri; Cyprinodontiformes; Rivulidae
Gene: glis2b
Product: GLIS family zinc finger 2b
Exons: 7
Coding region: 1295-2731 (478 amino acids)
Biological process (GO): regulation of transcription by RNA polymerase II
Cellular component (GO): nucleus
Molecular function (GO): DNA-binding transcription factor activity, RNA polymerase II-specific; RNA polymerase II cis-regulatory region sequence-specific DNA binding
Source: RefSeq, a predicted model, not a curated record
GGAAGUAUGAAAGCCUCACAGUUUGGUGAAAUUAUACAGUAUAUAUGAUAUCCUCAAUUUAAAAAUUUACACGUUAAUUAAAAAACAUAAAUAUUUCUUUAAAUAUUCAUUAUUAAUCAACACAGCUGCCACAGAAUAACUGAUAACAUCCUUGAUACAUUAUUUUCUGUGUGUAAUUCUAACAUGAUGAACGCUGGGGUUUAGAAGAAGAAAUACUGAAAUACAAGACUGUUGAUGGUGGUGUGUUGGUGCUUGUGUGGAGCAGAGAUGACCAUGAGGACAGGCAGAGUGAGGAGGGAGACAGAGGGGAGGGGAAGCUUGGAGGAAAAAAACCGGGGACUGCCCAUGGAGGAUGGGCGGAGCAGUAAGCAUGCGCUGAGGUGGCAGGCAGGCUCUGGGCUGGUCCUGACGGGCUGGCUGCGCUCCGGGCGGAUGUCUGUGCGCGUCAGACGGUGGUGGGGGAGACAGCCAUCCGCACUCAGCGCCUCCUUGAGUGCUUAGAAGAAGAAGAAGAAGAGGAAAACAACAACAAACAAAAACCCGGGGAUUACUGCGCGAACUGGUGUACCUCCGCGUCUGGAAACUCACCGAAGAAGAAGAGGGUCCUUCUCAUCCAGCCCACACCCCGUCGCCAACCCGCGCUGUCUUUUCUACCCACCACUUCGUGCCAUCCCUCUGGUCUGAACCGCCCUCCCACCUCUCCUGGGGGAACCACGACCACCCAUAGGAAAGCCCCCCAACACACAUACACACUUGACCAGCGUUGCCAUUAAGCGAUGCGCUUUGAGUUCUGGACGAAAUCACCUUUAUGCCCUUUUGGUGCACGACCCAAGCAGUGGUCUUCAUUCCUCCUCAGCGGGAACAGUUCAGGCUGUGGAUUCAGGUGUUUACACUUUCUGACCAGUGGUAAUAAAACAUGCAACAGUGUCCUCCUGCGACAACACGAGGCUGUCAUAGAGUAGUCUUUAUUUAAACAACCGGCUGUCACAUACGCCGGGUUUCAUCUUUUAUGUAGGAUAUAUAUAUAUAUAUUUUUGCAAGUUUAAAUCCUGACAAUGGUCUGGGAACAGACCGCUUCUACAGAGACCUGUAGUUCUUUUUCAAGACGUGUCAGCAGCGUUAUGUUCCGGGUUUUAAUCUGAAGAAAAGGCGACAAAUUGACGAGGAGUCGUUUCGCACCGGCGCGGUUGGAGCAGAAGUUUCUCCGCGCGAGCAGAGACGUGGACCGACAUCUCGGCCAUAAUCCACGGCAUUUCCCCCACCUUGUGAGUUGGGAGGUCAGCGGGUUGCAGUCAUGUUGUCCCUGGAUGAGCCCCUGGACCUGAAACUCCCUCGUCGGGCAAAUGGGAAGGACAGAGGUGCGCACUCUACUCCACUCUUGUUGCACCCCCAGCGUAGUCGUCAACUCCACAUGACAGAUGAUGGGACGGCUGUUAUAGAGCCUGCGUCACCAGCAUCUCCACACUCAGGUGUGCAGGUGGUCCCUCAUGAUCGAGCAGAUACCCCAACUCCUCCUGCAGUGGACUUAAGCAUGUCUCCCUCCUCCCGCCACACUCCCAGCUCUCCAGAAAUGAACAACUAUGUACCCUCAGGGGCAUUUCAGUUUUUUGUGCCAAUUGGACCUGGGGCAGGACUUCAUCUGCCAUCUUCUAUGUUUAUUGGCCAAACAAACGAUAAGAGGGCCUCUCCCGACCUCUCAGCAGAUGAACAACUGGCUUGUCGCUGGAAGAAGUGUCACCUCCUUUUUGACUCCUUACAAGAUCUAGUGGACCACGUCAACGACUUCCACGUCAAACCUGAGAAAGACUCUGGGUACUGCUGCCACUGGGAGGGCUGUGCUCGAAAAGGGAGGGGGUUUAAUGCCAGAUACAAAAUGCUCAUUCACAUUCGCACUCAUACCAAUGAGAAACCCCACCGGUGUCCCACCUGCAACAAGAGCUUCUCACGCCUGGAGAACCUCAAGAUACACAACCGCUCACACACAGGUGAAAAGCCCUACAUUUGUCCUUAUGAGGGUUGCAACAAGCGCUACUCCAACUCCAGCGACCGCUUCAAACAUACACGCACACACUAUGUAGACAAGCCCUACUACUGCAAGAUGGUGGGCUGCCUGAAACGUUACACGGAUCCCAGCUCUCUGAGGAAGCACAUCAAAGCGCACGGCCACUUUGUGGCUCAAGAGCAGGGCUCCCCAGGUGGAGUGGGCUCGCUGCUAAAGGGAAGUCAGAGCGGAGGGCUUGCUACAGGCGAUGGUGAUAAGAAUUCAGAGUUGUCCUAUUUGAGCGGAGCCCAUAUAAUCAUCCCCGGAGCAGCAGCGGCUCUUCUGGGAGGCCAUACCAUGCAAGGUCUGGGUAGUACCCUGCCCCUGUCCCCCCUCAGUUCCAGGCCCCUGGACCUCAGCACCCUGGGGACCUCCAACUCCCCUCCAACCAGCUUGGGAGGCACAUCCAUCUUGUCCUUUAAUGGUUCACCCCUGGGCCUGGCCAAGGCUCCUUUGCUCUCCCCGCCGUUUCCCUCGUCAAUCCUCGGACUGCCAAUGGUGUCGAUGCCGGGGGCUGUGUCGGAGCGCAGGGUCCAGAGCCACCUAACAAAGAAAGGCACAGGAGAGGAAGCCGAGGACGAGGUGCCUGGGGGGGUCCUAAACCUCUCAACUGGAGGGUCUCAUGAUCCGCUGUCCUGGGUGGUCAUUCCCCCAGGUGCUGUGGUGCUGAAGCCAGCUGUAGUCAACUGAUACCACCUCCAACCCCCCAACACACACACACAUACACACACACAUUCCAGAAGAGCUCAGGGGGUCAAAAAGGAGGGUCAAUGCCAUAGUGAGAGAAUAAGAGGUCAAAGAAAGAGGCUUGCACAAUCAGUUCCAGGCAGUGCAUUGUGGUUAAGUGUUUUUAAAAGUGAAAUCACCUAUCAGAUAAAUACAAGCCCUCACAUCUUUUAAAUAUAAAACUUAUACAACGCAAGCCUCUUGUUUCGUUGAAAAACGUAACUCGGGGCCCAAGAACUGUCUUCAGGAACUUGUAGCGUCCUGUCUUAAUAUCACAAGGCCUUACAAACAGGCUCCUUUUUGCUUUCUCAUUUUAUACUUUAUCCAUUCCUGCUGGUUCUGUGGACAGGGACCAUAAAUGCGACGGUCUUAGCGCUCCUUGUUCCUGCAAAAGUCCUCGUUAUUAGAUAUUUAUAUGACCGUACUUUGACAGCGUGCCUCCAGCUUAGCAGUGAGAUACAAACACCACGAAUGAAGCACUCACAGUUAGGCAAAUGUGCAUGUAAUAGGAAGAUAUUUCAUAUUUUUAAAGGUUUUUUUUGCAGGUUGAUGUGAAUAAUCUAAAUCAGACAAGCUUGCUGAACCAAAGCAAGUGAACUCAGACUUUCCUGGAUUUGUCCAGAGGACAGGUCAGCUAAACGGAGCACUUAAUGGUGUCAACUGGUUAAAGUAUUGAAACCUCAAAACUGCUGCUAACCUCUCUGCUCCUCCAGUGCAACAUAAUAAACUGGGAAAGAGCACUUUUUUUUUGACAAUCUGUCCCCGGUUUGGGGAGGGUGAUCAACACAGACCAGACUAGUCCACCAGAAUAUGUGCCAGGUGUGCAGACUAGAGGCUUUUAGGAUUUAGACUUUUCUGAUGUCUUACAGACCGAUGGUGUUUCACCACUUGACAAAUGAUCAUCAUUUCCUCUUUCCUCACAUUUCAAAGAAUAGUUGAGAUCUUUUAAAGUUAAGUUUUGAGGAAAGGCUGUGAGUAUCUUACAUGUUGGUGAUAAAUGUGAAAGAUUUCACUUUAGAGAAAAAAAACUUUUAAUUUGGAUAGGUUUGAAAAGCUAAAGGCUAGUCCAGUGGGCCAGAUAAAUACUAUUUUAUGAAACAAGUUCACCGCUGCCAGUUUGUGGUUAUUCCAGCAAAAGUUGACGAUAUUCCUGUUAAAAUGUCUCAGGCUGCACAGGAAGUGCUGUAGCCCAGCUGUUAUUAGCUUGCAAAUAAAUUAUCAACAUCAAAUGCAUAAAUAAAAACUAAUUUAUAAUGAAAAUAUGCUAUACAAGAUCUAAAUAAAGCGUUUAAAAAGAACGCACAUAAAUAAUGCCACUAUAAUCAAAAGCAUUUAAAAUGUUAUAAACAGCAUUCUCUUGAACAACUUGGAAAUUUUUUUUUGAAGUUUGAAUUUUUUUAGGACGGCAGGAGUCCACUUUGGUCUUGGCCUCACUCAGACCAGCAGUUACCUCCUCAGUCUAGCCAAAAAGUAAUUGUGUUUUCUUCAAAAUGAUGUCAUUCAAAGAGCUGUCUACAUAAAGGAAUAUAUCUGAAGUUCAUAACUUUUCCACAGAACUCUGCUUCAGAAGAUCUGAACUAUUGUUUUUAAAGCACCGGUGUGUCUGACUCCCCCCUCUGGCAAGACGUGAGAAACAUCCUGACUUAUAGAACUCUCCCCGUUUGGCUCAAGGAUUGUCCAGCUGUUUUACCGUAAUUCAGUCAACACAACCAGUUUGUGUAUAAAAGGGUCUCAGUGGUGCCAGGCGCUACGAUCUUUUAUUUAGAUUUAUUUAUUUUUUACUAAACUGACCUUAAACCAGCUGUAAGAAACAGGUGCUGGUCAACACACCAGUUUUGCCUCAAUCAGAAAGAUCCCGUUGUGACAAAAUGAGCUGAAAGAGACAAAAAGGAUGUUCACGUCGUGUCAGAGAGGUGAGGGGAGAAGUGAUGCACUCACUGCUGCUUACAGCUGGACUGACAGGAAGCCACACUUUUCCAAACUGCCUCAUUUAAUCCUGUCUGAAGGAGCAAAAAAAGACAAAAAAAGUAUUCUGAGAAACUUCUUAUGGUUCGAUUAAACAGUCAACAUGCACUUACUAAACAAUUUAUAAAAUGUUGCUUUAGAGUAAGUUCUUUAAAAAAACGGUUUGCUCCUAUUUCAUUUUUCUGUAAGAUAUGUUGUUGUUGGGUGGGGGUUUGCUCCUGCAUGUGUGUCUGCCAUGUAGGAGAGGAUGAGGAGCAGGAGAGUUUCUGACAACAAACAAUCCCCGUCACUCCUCUCUUUCCUGUUCCCAUCUUAUUGUUUCACUCAUCUUAUUUUUCCAUUGCCCUCUCUUAUCUGAUUGAUCCACCUAUAACUGUUUUAUAUUUUGUCUUUUUUGUUUUGUUUUUGCUGUUCAGACGAAACAUUGUCUUGUGAUGUUGAUGUUGCUUCUUGUGUUCCGCAAUGGCUGCUCUGCACUCAGCUUUCUGCUGUCCAGCUCGGGUCCUUAAGGGGGUGGGAAUCAAGGAGAGCAGGAACGAUUUGAACCUUUUCUCUGAAGCAGUGGUUAAACAACAUGAUGUUUGGACACCAGAGGGGUCAGUUAGAUAAAAACAAUUUUUUAAAGCCAACUUUCUGGUGAAAAUUUCUGUGUUUUCCUUAAAUACAGACACAAGUUUGAAAUUUAUUACUAAUUAUACCUUAAAAAAGGUAGUAAUUGUCUCCAAACGUUUCUCUUCAUUACACUUCAGAUGAUUUGUUGACAUGUCCAAAUCAUGAUGAUACAAUGCGGUUAUAGGCCAUAAAUAAACUCUUGUGAUAUUUUUAGAAGCCAAUACCGUUGAAACCACUGUUCUGAGAGGUAAAUAAGAUUUAUGUGAAAAUCUGGUGGGUGAACUGAUAUUACAUUCCUCCUUCACAAUUAUAGAUUAAAUUAAAACUAAGAUCCAAAUGGAUAAUUGAGCUUUUUUUCAUCUGCAUCUAAACUCCCCUUGAUGCGUUUUAUCUUGUUUUAACCCUAAAAAAGAGCUACUGUGCAUCGACUGUCAGUAUAGAGGAGUUUGAGAGCAAAGAGAACCGGUGAACGGACGGGGAUAGAUGAGGGCAGAGGCUGGGAGCCAGCAGAGAAAGAAAAAGCAAAGGAUUACCGUCCUGUGCCACCUACCCAGCAAAUGGUCCUCUCAGCUCUGAAGCCAACUGUGCUGUGCCCAGUGUGACAGCCGCUCAGACAUACCAGCAUGCAGGAAAAUAGGUCACUGAACUCUUCCUGCCCUCGGUUUUUCUUUUUUAUUCCCCCUUUAGAAUAAACACUUAUUGUCCCUCUGCCUGACAGCGAAGACUUUCUGCAAAAUCAAAAUAGGGACCAAAAGAAAAGUCAACCUUCAGGUUCUUAGACUGAAGGGAUGAACAGAACAUGUGUGACCCUGCUGGUCCGUCUCCGGCUUCAGGGCUGGUUCUGAAAUUAUUUACCCGUGAAUGAACAGGCCUGGCCUGUGAUGUCAUCAGAAGCAGGCGUUAGGUAAGCCGGACACGGUCUCCAUGGCAACAGUGAAACCCACAGAUGUGGCGGCUCUCCUCCUCCUCCUCAGUGUCUGUCUCUCCUCUGCUGGUCGAAGCAGGGACAGAGACUCGACGUCUGACAGCAGAAACCUGAACACGACACGGAUCCUCACAGGGUCCACAAGAGUUCAAUAUUAAAUAAAUAAGCUGUAUGAUCCAUUAACCCUUUGAGCUCUCAGCCUGUAAUAAACUGCACUUUUCCUCCCCUUGUAGACCAUAUAGAUGUGGGGAUUUUAUUGUUUUUUUCUAUCUUUUUAAUAGUCUUUAUGGGAACCAUGAACAAUUUUUGUCAAUUUAAAAGGUUUGAAUUCAAAUAUAUUUUCUGCUUGUAAGUGGUACGUGUUCCUGAAGCUGUAACCCUCACACUAUCAUAAAUAAAACAGCUUAAAUCCAGGACACAAACUAACCUGGUUAGCAUCAUCUAAAGAGGCUACCUUUGUUGGAAGUGGCACAAAGUUGCACAAAGGGUUAAUGACAAGACUAAGGCCACACAAGGCUUGUUCAAGUUAUGUUUUUGCACAUGUGUGAGAUAUUUCAGUAUUUUAAGUUUUUUUUUCCAAGUGCCUUUUUAUUAUAGGUAAAUAUAGAACACUAUAUGAAAAAAAAAAGGAUUAUAUGAAAAUAUAUUUUUCCUGGCAUCAUGUUCUGUGGUUGAACAUGCAGAAUUUUAGUUGUGAAAGUCUCCAAUUGGUACAACAUAGCUGUGUUCUCCUGUUUUAGAGGAAUUUUAUUACGAUAUUGAUAUAAAUGUCAAUGAAAUCAAGAAAUGUUUAAUAAAAUUGCAUUUGAUA